Messenger RNA from Botrytis porri, 513 nucleotides. RefSeq lists its product as uncharacterized. NCBI's taxonomy places the organism in Eukaryota, Fungi, Ascomycota, Leotiomycetes, Helotiales, Sclerotiniaceae. Bases 1 to 513 code for a protein of 170 amino acids. The record is from RefSeq and is a predicted model, not a curated record. The transcript is spliced from 2 exons.
AUGCGUUUCAAAUACCUCCCUCUCAUUGCUAUGAUUUCUCGCGUUGUUGCAGAUCUCGCUAGUAUCAACUCCUCCAUCACCAACAUGCAAACAGCAGCGUCGCAACUUGCUACAAUCAUCAACGAUCCUGCACGUAUUCAAAAUAACACCCUAUUCGUGGUGAACUAUUCAAAGAACCUCCGUGAAAGCAUCGACAAAGCCUAUGAUGGUGUAGCACAAGACUCAACAACCUUGAGUGAAUCCGAUGGCGCUACCCUCACAGACUCUAUGGAAUCAUUUGUAAUCAGCGUCGAGGGGGCAGCGCUCGUGUAUACCAUCGCUCUAUACGAAGCACAGUAUGUGGACAAGAGCCAAGCGGUUUCUGCGGAAUUUUCACAGCUGCGCGUUUCCAUGGGGAAGUUUUGCGACGCUCUUAUGGGAAAAUUGCCAGCAGAUGUCGUGCCUGAAAUUCAGGAGUUUGAGGAUAGUGUAGAUACAACUUUGAGAGAAGCAGAAUCUUAUUUUAAAAUAUAA